Molecule: messenger RNA, 1575 nt
Organism: Phragmites australis (common reed)
Lineage: Eukaryota; Viridiplantae; Streptophyta; Magnoliopsida; Poales; Poaceae
Product: thaumatin-like protein 1
Exons: 3
Coding region: 282-1232 (316 amino acids)
Biological process (GO): defense response
Cellular component (GO): extracellular region
Source: RefSeq, a predicted model, not a curated record
GGCGGCCGGUCACGCCGGCCGACCGGCUUGGCGGCUAUAAAACCGGCAAGAGCCAGUGGAGUCUGGGAGGUUUACACGGCCGCGCAAGCACGCACGCUUCCCACCUCGCCAUUCCCCGUUCCCCAAGCGAGGUGGGGUUAUGGGCCGUGCCGGUCGCGCCCACUUCCCCGUCCACCUUCACUCCCCAACCGCCGCCGCCUCCGCCUCCGCCUCUCCCUAGCUAGUUAGUUCAGUCAAAUCGAGCUCCCCAACCACCAGCACCUCCGAAGAGCGUAGCUUCCAUGGCUUCUCUGUUGCGCCUGCUCGGCACCCCUACCUCGAUCGCCUUCCUCAUCCUCUCGUUCUUCCAAGGGUCGGUGCGCGGCAUCACGUUCACGUUCACCAACCGGUGCGGAGACACGGUGUGGCCGGGGGUGCUGUCGGGCUCCGGCACGGCGCCGCUCGAGACCACCGGCUUCGCGCUCUCGCCGGGGCAGUCGCGCUUGCUGUACGCGCCGCAGGGGUGGUCGGGCCGCUUCUGGGGCCGCUCCGGCUGCGACUUCGACGCCUCCGGGAAGGGCUCCUGCGCCACGGGGGACUGCGGGUCGGGCCAGGUGGAGUGCAACGGCUCGGGGGCCUCCCCGCCCGCCACGCUCGCCGAGUUCACCCUCGACGGUGCCGGCGGGAAGGACUUCUACGACGUCAGCCUCGUCGACGGCUACAACCUGCCCAUGCUCGUCCAGCCGGCCUCGCCGGAUUGCCCCGACACAGGGUGCCUCGUCGACCUCAACGAGCGCUGCCCCGACGAGCUCCGCGCCGACGACGGCCGCGCGUGCCGCAGCGCCUGCGAGGCGUUCGGCCGCCCCGAGUACUGCUGCAACGGCGCCUACGGCAACCCAGACACCUGCCACCCAUCCCAGUACUCGCAGCUCUUCAAGUCGGCGUGCCCCAAGUCCUACAGCUACGCCUACGACGACGCCACCUCCACCUUCACCUGCAACCACACAGACUACACCAUAACCUUUUGCCCGAAAUCUACUCCAUCAAGUGGUAAGUCUAACAAGAACUCAUCGCGGAGGCCGAGCCACGAGCAGCUGGAAGACGAAGUGUGGUUGGCGUCCUUGAAGGCCAGCGACGCUGAUGCACUAACAAUAGUGUCAUGGUCGACAUCCAUUGCCCUCCAAUCGGUCCUGUCAAUUGCGGUGAUGAUCAUGCUGGUUGCAUUGGAUCAUCCUCUCUUUAGCUUGCUAUGAUUCGGUAAGGUUGUGGUUCGUGACUCAUAGGAGUGAUGUAAGCUGUUUUUAGACGAAAAAUGAUUAGAGCAUUAGAGAGGAGAAAUGGAGAGAACAUUGUUUAGGACUUUUUGUUUGUGGAUAGGAGUUACGGAUUACGAGACAUUUACAAGUUGGCAAUUGCAGUUCUAGGAAUGCAUUGCAUUGGUUCAUAUUCAUUGCCUUACAGAAAAUUUGCUCUUUGAAUUAUAUUCUUAUUUGUGCAUACUUUUUUUUUGUUUGGGGGUGGAUCAAUGUUACCUGCUGAUGUAGUAAUUUGAAAAGAGAUGAAUAUGAAAUUUGAUAGUCCGCUAUCAUUAGCUUA